This is a messenger RNA of Closterium sp. Yama58-4, 642 nucleotides long. NCBI's taxonomy places the organism in Eukaryota, Viridiplantae, Streptophyta, Zygnematophyceae, Desmidiales, Closteriaceae. The record is from the annotation of a GenBank genome assembly.
AUGGCGCUUCGAUGGUGGAACCAUCUGGUAGGGGGCGAGAAACCAGGAGACACCGCUGCUGUUGUUCGAGACCAUGAGCAGGCGAAAGUCGUGAUUAGCUUAGAUAUGGUGGUCUCCGACCUCUCGUCUGUCCAUGUCCCAGACAAGAGCGCGCUCAUGAGAGACGACGCUCCCUGUGAUUGCGCUGGCUGUACAAGAGAAGGAGAGACGCCUGGCGGCCUUGUGGCGAAGGCUCUAGAGGUGAAUGGCUUCCCGAAGGACCUUAUGCCUGCUCAUCACAUACAACACUGUUACGGCGAUGCGACUGGGCCCUUCCGUAUAUACCUGGACCAAAUUGUUGAGAAGGAGAUUUGCGGAUACCCCAUUCGCUUCGAAACCGAAAUUAGCGGGACCAUUGAGAAUGGCUGGAUCCGAAAGCUGCAGGGUAUUCGUGUAAGACCUUUGAUCACGUGGAAGGCAGUAGAUACGCUACAAACAGGGGCGUCCUGCUACGGAAGAGUUUAUUUCUACGUGGGGUAUUUAUUCAGAAGCUUUUUAGCUUCGGAAUUCAAUGGGAUUUGGUCUGUGGAUGUCGAGGGGGAUGAUGGCGACAAGGAAGGAUGCAGAGAUGAGGAAGGGAGCCCUAAGAUUGGAAGGUUCUAA